GUCACCGCUAAACAGCUCUUCCGUUGAUUGAGGCAGGAGGAUUUGGGCUUCGGUAGUUUUUUAUCCGCUAGAAGCGUCUUUUACGGACACGGUGUUACUGUACACCAAAUUGAUGAUUCGAUAGUGCGAAGGCAAGUGAUAGUGCAAUAAAAGAACUGAUUAUUGUGAAAAAAUGUCAACGAAAGCAACUAAGAAGACCACAGCGACAUGUUCGAGUAGCAGCGUGCAGUCGCCACAGUUCAGCACGUCAACGCCAAUCGGCCAGCGACCGGGGAGUCCUUUGAGUCCGACCCGUUAUUCACGUCUUCAAGAAAAGCAAGAUUUACAGAAUCUUAAUGACCGCUUGGCUUGUUAUAUUGACAAAGUACGGCAUUUGGAAGCCGAGAAUUCCAGACUUACGCGGGAGGUACAAACGACCCAGGAGACUAUCACCCGCGAAGUAUCCAACAUAAAGUCUAUGUAUGAACGUGAAUUAUCUGAUGCAAGGAAAUUACUGGAUGAAACUGCAAGGGAGCGAGCGAAACUCGAAAUUGAUACAAAACGAUUAUGGGAUAACAAUGAAGAACUCAAAUCUAAAUUGGAUAGAAAGUUGAUGGACUUACAAACUGCAGAAAGAAACUUGUUAUUAUAUGAAACACGUUAUAAUGAUUUGCAAUCACAGUUUAAUCAGUCUCAAGCAGAACGCAAAAAGCUGACUGAAAGAGAAAUAGAAUUGAAACAAGAAGUAGAAAAGUUGAAAGCAUUACUAGAAGAUGCCCGUAAGCAUCUAGGAGAAGAAACUUUACAACGUAUUGUUCUUGAAAAUAAUAUUCAAAGUUUAAAGGAAGAUAUUAGUUUUAAAGAUCAAGUAUAUCAACAAGAACUAACAGAAACACGAACAAAGAGACAGGUUGAGAUCUCUGAGAUAGAUGGUCGUCUUGCUGAGAAAUAUGAGGCUAAAUUGCAACAAUCUUUGCAAGAAUUACGAGAUCAAUAUGAAGCACAAAUGCGAGCUAAUAGAGAAGAAAUUGAAUUAUUAUAUGAAAAUAAGAUUAAAAAUUUGACAGCUCAUGCUCAACGUAAUAGUGGAGCAGCAAGUUUAGCUGUUGAAGAAUUAAGACAAACAAGAUCGAGAAUUGAUACACUUAAUCAAAAGAUUAAUGAACUAGAAGCAUCAAAUAAUGCUCUUAAUGCACGAAUAAGGGACUUAGAAAAUUUGCGUGAAAAUGAGAAAACUCGUCAUGCAGAAAGUUUAGCAUCUUUAGAAGCGGAAUUGGCUCGUGUGCGUGAUGAAAUGGCUCAACAACUACAGGAAUAUCAAGAUCUUAUGGACAUCAAGGUAGCUCUUGAUUUAGAAAUUGCCGCAUAUCGGAAACUUUUGGAAUCUGAAGAAGCUAGGUUAAAUAUUAAUCCUAUGCAAUCAAGUGCAUCAGUACCCAGUGGUAGAUCUACUCCUUCAAGACAUACUCCAUUACGAGGUGGAAAACGGAAACGCACUUUGCUAGAGGAAAGUGAAGAACGUAGCAGUACCGACUAUAGCGUAUCUGGAACAUCUAGAGGGGACGUGGAAAUUACAGAAACCGAUCCUCAAGGACGAUUUGUGAAACUCACUAACAAAGGCAAUAAAGAAAUAGGACUCAGUGGUUGGCAAAUUAUUCGUAAAGCUGGUUCUCUAGAAACAGUAUUUAAGUUCCAUCGUACUGCAAAGUUAGAAGGAGGUUCCACUGUAAUGGUAUGGUCAGCUGAUAUUGGUGCUACACACGAACCACCAUCAAAUAUCGUCAUGAAGGGUCAAAAGUGGUUUACAGCAGAUACCAUGACCACUACACUUCUUAAUAAUGAAGGCGAAGAAAUGGCCACUUCAGAGUGCAAAAGGCAACAGUUGUCUACAUCUUUAUCUCGACAUAGAGAAAAUUUGGGUUUUAGACCAUCUGAAGAACUUCAUCAUCAACAGAGAAGAUAUCUCUACCCAUAUUAAGUGGGCGAGCGAAUGGUUCUGAUGGGUCGAUUUAUGGCGAUCCCCAAGGAGAGGAAUUCUGUCGCCUUAUGUGAAAAUAAAUUCAUAAUGUAAUCUUAAGAAUUCUAACAGCACGUUUUAAAAAUGCUUGAAAAAAGUACAGAAAAGCACUUGAAAGAGUCUCAUUUAGAAAUCGAGGCUCUAAAAUUUCAUUAACAUAAAAAAUUCAUAUAAUGUUUCGAAUGAUAUAUUUUGCUUAAGAAAACAAUAAAGAAGAAAUUAAAAACAGAAU
Molecule: messenger RNA, 2228 nt
Organism: Eufriesea mexicana
Lineage: Eukaryota; Metazoa; Arthropoda; Insecta; Hymenoptera; Apidae
Product: lamin Dm0
Exons: 9
Coding region: 173-1957 (594 amino acids)
Biological process (GO): nuclear pore localization; nuclear envelope organization; heterochromatin formation
Cellular component (GO): nuclear lamina; nuclear envelope
Molecular function (GO): structural constituent of cytoskeleton
Source: RefSeq, a predicted model, not a curated record